AUGGUGGAGGAAGAGGUGGAAGAACCUGAGGAAGAGGCUGAGAAAAUGGUGGAGGAAGAGGCUGGAAAAAUGGUGGAGGAAGAGGUGGAAGAACCUGAGGAAGAGGCUGAGAAAAUGGUGGAGGAAGAGGCUGGAAAAAUGGUGGAGGAAGAGGUGGAAGAACCUGAGGAUGAGGUGGAAGAACCCGAGAAAGAGACUGAAAAAUAUACAGAGGGAGAAAAGCAAGAGUGGUACAUGGUUGUCUACGAAGCCAGUACUUGUGAAACGAAAGAAGCUGACAAGGGAGCAGCCAAGCCUUCUGGAACUGGGGUCAAGCAUAGGCCAAAACAAAUGGCGUUGAGGAAGCACGCUCCUAAGCAGACUCCUAAGCCGAGGGGUAGACCGAGAAAGGAUACUCAGCCAAAAAAGUUCACAACGCCAGAACAGACAAAAAGGAAACGUUCACGUUCACAGUGGGUUUCCACUCCUUUCACUGAAGCUAACACUGAUGAGAUUUAA
Messenger RNA from Brassica oleracea var. oleracea, 498 nucleotides. Its product is annotated as glutamate-rich protein 6-like. Bases 1 to 498 code for a protein of 165 amino acids. The record is from RefSeq and is a predicted model, not a curated record. The transcript has a single exon. NCBI's taxonomy places the organism in Eukaryota, Viridiplantae, Streptophyta, Magnoliopsida, Brassicales, Brassicaceae.